Messenger RNA from Lontra canadensis (Northern American river otter), 3750 nucleotides. It is a transcript of the gene SACK1H, whose product is annotated as family with sequence similarity 83 member H. Bases 173 to 3736 code for a protein of 1187 amino acids. NCBI's taxonomy places the organism in Eukaryota, Metazoa, Chordata, Mammalia, Carnivora, Mustelidae. The record is from RefSeq and is a predicted model, not a curated record. Gene Ontology annotation, cellular component: keratin filament. The transcript is spliced from 5 exons. Gene Ontology annotation, biological process: protein localization to cytoskeleton; intermediate filament cytoskeleton organization; positive regulation of cell migration. Gene Ontology annotation, molecular function: keratin filament binding.
GGGAGCGGCGGGCGGGGCGGGGGCGGGCGCGUGAAUCAGGCCGCGCGGCGGGCGGGCCGCGACGGGGAGUGGCUGCCGGACCGACCGGACCGCGAGGCCGCUGGGCGGCGGUCGGCUCCUGCUGCCCUUGUCCCGAGACCCCCGCGCACCUGGCCAGGCCCCUGGCCCCGACAUGGCCCGUCGCUCCCAGAGCUCCUCACAGGGGGACAACCCGCUGGCUCCCGGGUACCUGCCGCCUCACUACAAAGAGUACUACCGCCUGGCGCUGGACGCCCUGGCCGAGGGAGGGCCCGAGGCCUACAGCCGCUUCCUGGCAUCCGAGGGGGCACCUGCCUUCCUGUGCCCGGAGGAGCUGGAGCACGUAAGCCGCCACCUGCGGCCCCCUCAGCAUGUUGCCCGCGAGCCCCCUGAAGGCAGCCCCCCCAACGUGGACAUGGAUGGCUCCUCGGGCACCUACUGGCCCAUGAACUCAGACCAGGCAGUGCCUGAGCUCGACCUAGGCUGGCCCCUGACCUUCGGCUUCCAGGGCACUGAGGUCACCACACUGGUGCAGCCACCCCCGCCGGACAGCCCAAGCAUCAAGGACGAGGCGCGAAGGAUGAUUCGCUCUGCCCAGCAGGUUGUGGCCGUGGUGAUGGACAUGUUCACAGACGUGGACCUGCUCGGUGAAGUGCUGGAGGCGGCGGCACGCCGCGUCCCCGUCUACAUCCUCCUGGACGAGAUGAACGCGCAGCACUUCCUAGACAUGGCCGACAAGUGCCGCGUCAACCUGCACCACGUGGACUUCCUGCGCGUGCGCACUGUGGCGGGCCCCACCUACUACUGCCGCACUGGGAAGUCCUUCAAGGGCCACGUGAAGGAGAAGUUCCUGCUUGUGGACUGUGCCGUGGUGAUGAGUGGGAGCUACAGCUUCAUGUGGUCCUUCGAGAAGAUCCACCGAAGCUUGGCGCACGUGUUCCAGGGCGAGCUAGUCUCCAGCUUCGAUGAGGAGUUCCGCAUCCUGUUCGCACAGUCCGAGCCUCUGGUGCCCUCGGCCGGGGCGCUGGCCCGCAUGGACGCUUAUGCGCUGGCUCCGUACGCGGGAGCCGGGCCCCUUAUGGGCGGCCAGGUGACCGGGGCGCCGACCCCCUUCUCCUUCCCCAGACGAGCACACCUCCUGUUCCCACCGCCUCGGGAAGAGGGCCUGGGUUUCCCGUCCUUCCUCGACCCCGACCGCCACUUCUUGUCGGCCUUCCGCCGGGAAGAGCCAGCGCGGAUGCCCGGGGGGGCCCUGGAGCCGCACACGGGGCUGCGGCCGCUGUCGCGGCGGCUGGACACGGAGGCGGGACUCGGGGGCGAGCCCGCGGGCCCGCGGGGCUUCUUCCAGGCCCGGCACCUGGAGACGGACUCCUUCAAGCGGCACAGCUACGCCGCCGACGGCGCGGGCGCAGUGGAGAACUUCGCGGCCGCGCGGCAGGUGUCCCGACAGACGUUCCUCAGCCACGGGGACGACUUCCGCUUCCAGACCAGUCACUUCCACCGUGACCAGCUCUACCAGCAGCAUUACCAGUGGGACCCGCAGCUGGCGCCGGCGCGCCCGCAGGGCCUGUUCGAGAAGCUGCGUGCUGGCCGCCCGGGCUUCGCAGAGCACGAAGACUUCGCGCUAGGGCCCGGGCCCCGCUUCCCCGAGCUCGGCCCCGACGGACACCAGCGGCUGGACUACGUGCCGUCCAGCGCAUCACGCGAGGUGCGCCACGGCUCAGACCCCGCCUCAGGGCCUGGGCCCCGCGGCCUGGAACCCAGUGGGGCCCCACGCCCCAACCUGGGCCAGCGCUUCCCGUGCCAGGCGGUGGCGAGGCUGGGCCCGGAUGCCGCGCCCGACGCAGAGCCCGAGCGCAGGGGUGGGCCCGAGGGGCGGGCGGGGCUGCGGCACUGGCGCCUGGCGUCCUACCUGAGCGGUUGCCAUGGCGAGGACGCCGGUGAAGAGGGCCUGCCGGCGCCCAUGGAGGCUGAGGCCUAUGAGGACGAUGUUCUGGUAUCCGGGGGCCGAGUGGCCCCUGGGGACCCUUCAGCCUCCCGUGCACCCUUCCCGGCCAAGGGCCUAGUGCCUUGCUCCGGCGGGGGCGGUGGCGACAGCCCAGAGCGCGAGGGCCUGGAGGAGGCAGGUCUGGCCAAGCAGGACUCUUUCCGCUCCCGCUUGAACCCGCUGAUCCAGCGCAGCUCACGCCUGCGUUCCUCUCUGAUCUUCAGCGCUUCUCAGGCCGAGGUCGCCGGUGGGGCCACGGCGGCCACCACUGAGAAGGCGCAGCUGCUGCACAAAGAGCAGGCGGUCAGCGAGAUGCUGGGCCCCGGUGGCGAGGCCGUGCGCUCCGCCACUUCCACCAAGGUGGCCGAGCUCCUGGAGAAAUACAAGGGCCCGGCGCGUGAUGCUGGAGGGGUGGGGGCCCCAGUCACAGUCGCCAGCCACAGCAAGGCUGUUGUGUCCCAGGCAUGGCGGGAGGAGGUGGUGGCGCCGAGUGGGGCGGGAGGCGAGCGCCGCAGCCUCGAGAGCUGCCUGCUGGACCUGCGCGACUCCUUUGCACAGCGGCUGCACCAGGAGGCGGAGAGGCAGCCGGGAGCUGCCACGCUUACUGCCGCCCAGCUGCUAGACACGCUGGGCCGGAGCGGCGCCGACCGGCUGCCCUCUCGCUUUCUCUCCACCCAGGGCUGCUCUGCCUCCCCACAAGGGCGGGUCAGCCCCCCGCUGGAGGGGCAUGGGCCACGCCAGGCACCUCACCCUGAGCCAAGAGGGAGCCCCACCACUGCCUACCCUGAGCCAAAAGGAAGCCCCACCUCGGCCUAUCCCGAGCGCAGGGGUAGCCCGGUCCCCCCUUUACAAGAGCGCAGGGGCAGCCCGGUUCCCGCUGUACCGGAGCGCAGGGGCAGCCCCGUCCCAGCUGUGCCCGAGCGCAGAGGCAGCCCCAUCCCUGCUGUACCGGAGCGCAGGGGCAGUCCUGUCCCCGCUGUGCCCGAGCGCAGGGGCAGCUUGACCCUUACCUUCUCUGAGGAGUCUCCGAAGACUGGGACUGCGGAGGAGACGGCUGGCGGCCCCAUGGAAGUCCUGCGCAAGAGCUCCCUGCGUCUCCGCCAGCUGCUGAGCCCCAAGGGUGAGCGGCGCACGGAGGAAGAGGGCGGCUUCCCAGCGCCGCAGGAGAACGGGCAGCCGGAGAGCCCCCGGCGGCCGUCGCUGGGCAGGGCGGAUAGCACGGAGGCAGUCACUGGAGACGAGCGGGGCCCGCGGGCGCGCACGGCCUCCACCACGACCAACGCCUUGUACAGCAGCAACCUGCGGGAUGACACAAAAGCGAUUCUGGAGCAGAUCAGCGCCCACGGCCAGAAACACCGCGGGAUCCCCGCGGCGGCCCCGGGCCUGGCUCACAGCAGUCCUGAACUGGGCCGCUCCCCAGCUGCUGGCGGCCUGGCUCCGGAUAUGUCCGACAAGGACAAAUGCUCUGCCAUCUUCCGCUCAGACAGCCUGGGGACCCAAGGUAGACUGAGCCGUACCCUGCCAGCCAGCGCGGAGGACCGCGACCGGCUGCUGCGCCGCAUGGAGAGCAUGCGCAAGGAGAAGCGCGUCUACAGCCGGUUUGAGGUCUUCUGCAAAAAGGAAGAGGCCGGAGCCCCAGGGGCGGGGGAGGGCACAGCGGAGGACGACACCAGGGACAGCAAGGUGGGCAAGUUCAUGCCCAGGAUCCUGGGUACUUUCAAAAAGAAGUGAGCCUCCUGGUUUCC